Messenger RNA from Procambarus clarkii (red swamp crayfish), 2219 nucleotides. RefSeq names its product doublesex- and mab-3-related transcription factor 3. The record is from RefSeq and is a predicted model, not a curated record. Gene Ontology annotation, biological process: sex differentiation; regulation of transcription by RNA polymerase II. Gene Ontology annotation, cellular component: nucleus. Lineage: Eukaryota; Metazoa; Arthropoda; Malacostraca; Decapoda; Cambaridae. Gene Ontology annotation, molecular function: RNA polymerase II cis-regulatory region sequence-specific DNA binding; DNA-binding transcription factor activity, RNA polymerase II-specific.
GUAAGACGUUAUUCCUCGGCGGGAUUCGAAGAAGAUCCGAGAGAGGGCGUAUUUGACGCACUGUAACAAGCAUCGAAAAUUUAUUAAAAGUGAAUUUGGUGAUUAACAACUACAUACCGACAGCAUGAGUAGUGAGGAGGGAAGGAUGAGCAGCCGCCGCGUCUCUCCCUCACCGGCCAAGACGACUUCCUCUUCCGCCACCAGCAAAAAGCCUGUAGUAUCAUCCCGGCGCCUGCUGAGGACUCCCAAGUGUGCUCGCUGCAGGAACCAUGGGGUGGUAUCUUGUCUGAAGGGUCACAAGAAGCUGUGCCGCUGGCGAGACUGUCGCUGUGCAAACUGCCUGCUUGUGGUGGAGCGCCAGAGAGUCAUGGCUGCUCAGGUCGCUCUCAGAAGGCAACAAGCGUCUGAGAAUAAGGAUCAAGUACCCGCUACAAUUCCUCGCAGGGGAUCCUCGGAGCUACCGCCGAGUGAAUGUCCUUCAGUGAACUCUCAGCAAGAGUCGCCUGCUACGGUCGCCGCCAGGGCCAAGCUCAAGUCGGCUGAGGCCUUACUGGCACAGAAGAGGCUGUACCAGCGUCACCUCAGGUCCCUACAGCAAUCAGCGCUAGCAAGAGAUCUCAUGACUAAUCUCCGGCAGCGCCUGGGGCGAGAGUGGCGUGUCCCUCCAUACCUCAGCGAGAGACAACGGAAACGGCGGGCUUUUGCUGAUCGCGAUCUAGAAAACGUCAUGUUGCAACGUGAAUCCAUACUAGCUCAGGCCGCCCAGCUGACCACUCAUCCCAACCACAUUCCUCCAGAAUGGGUGGCACAUGUUGCUCUCCUGCCAGUCCAUCUCCAAGAGGCAUUGAGGCUACACCCACAGCCAGCACAAGCGCUUCUGCAGCUGGUCAUUGAGGCUUGUGGGGGUGACAGGGAGAGAGCACUACAAUACCUGGCCACCCCUCCGCCUACAGUCAGCCAGCCGGUCCUUAGUCGCGCCGCCCACGACGUUUGUGGGAGUGUCUCUGGAGGGAUGCAUUUAGUUCACGAGCUUCCAUCACGCUUCCUUCAAUUAUCCUUGGCUGCCGCGGCGUCCACUUCCCCAUCAAUUUCCCUGCCGUCCACCUCCCCGACCACUACGCAUCCUCUCUUUUCAGCUUCAUCUGGCUCAGCAUUUACAGUUGUUGGUCGGGACACAAGCCGAGAAUCGCCCUCUUCAUCAUGCUCCUCACCGCCCACACGUCCUCCUCUCACACCUAGCCCUCAGGAUCAGACAGGUACAGAAAAUCCUUCAUCAGAUCGGUUUAACAGCCAAAAGUUUGAGGCUAAUUUAUCCUUAUCCCCAUCGGGAAGAACUGUGACCUCCACAACUACUGCAACUCUCCCAUGCGAGACUGAGGUGUCGGUUUUUUACCCGGCCAUUUCAUUGCUAAGGAAUCCUGAAUUCUUGCCAACCUCCCCAACUCCUCCCACUCACAAGUCCCCGCCUUCAGCAAUAUUUCCCUCUUCCCAGUGUGUGUUGCCGGGGGAUAACAGUUGCUCACGCACUACUAACCAGUCCCGCCCGCUGCCGGUGUCAAGACACUCUCCGUCAGACCGCUCACAAGCUCACACCACCUGCCCAACACCCAGGAAAGCUGUCAUUUCCUUCUCUGUGGAGUCCAUCAUUGGGAAACCGGUUUAGUCAUAUUUUUUGUUUGUGAAACUCUUAAUGAUUAUGUAAUACCACAUGAAUCGACAGCAUCAACAAGAUUAUGCAAGACCUUCAGCGGUUAAAUAUUUCAUAUUAAGACAAAUAAUUUAAUAUUCUAUAGUAAUAUUAACAUACAUAUGUGAUACAAACGGUUCACAAUAAUUGUGAAUGAACAAAAUACCCGAAUACGGGUGAAAAUAUGACAAGGCUCUCUUUGUAAGGAAACGUGUGUGUGUGUGUGUGUGUGUGUGUGUGUGUGUGUGUGUGUGUGUGUGUGUGUGUGUGUGUGUGUGUGUGUGUGUGUGUGUGUGUGUGUGUGUGUGUGUGUGUGUGUGUAUGUGUGUGUGAGUGUGUGUAUGUGUGUGUGUAUUUGAGUGUGUGCAUUUGAGUACGUGUUUGAAUUUGUUUGUGAGUGUGAGCGUUUCAGUAUGUGUUUGAAUUUGUAUUUGAGUGUGUGUGUUACGUGUGGUUUUCCCAGAACGGCGUUUAGACCAACUUUAAUGCAAAAAUAUUGUUUUUGACACUUUUAAUAUAAGCUUUAAAUAUA